Lotus japonicus is the source of this 1399-nucleotide messenger RNA. RefSeq names its product alcohol dehydrogenase 1-like. The transcript is spliced from 10 exons. The record is from RefSeq and is a predicted model, not a curated record. Gene Ontology annotation, cellular component: cytosol. Lineage: Eukaryota; Viridiplantae; Streptophyta; Magnoliopsida; Fabales; Fabaceae. Bases 45 to 1187 code for a protein of 380 amino acids. Gene Ontology annotation, molecular function: S-(hydroxymethyl)glutathione dehydrogenase [NAD(P)+] activity; zinc ion binding. Gene Ontology annotation, biological process: formaldehyde catabolic process.
AAAGGUUUCACUCAUCACUCACUUGAUCAUCAUAUACUCUCACAAUGUGUAGCACAGCCGGCAAAGUCAUCAAGUGCAGAGCUGCGGUGGCAUGGGAGGCAGGGAAGCCACUAGUGAUAGAAACCAUAGAGGUUGCGCCGCCGCAGAGAGGUGAAGUGCGUCUCAAGAUACUCUUCAACUCUCUUUGCCGUACAGAUGUUUACUGGUGGGAUGCAAAGGGCCAGACUCCCUUGUUUCCUCGCAUCUUAGGCCAUGAAGCUGCAGGGAUUGUGGAGAGCGUAGGCGAAGGUGUGACUCAUGUGAAACCCGGUGACAGUGCCCUGCCAGUGUUCACAGGAGAGUGUGGGGAAUGCUCACAUUGCAAGUCAAGUGGGAGCAACAUGUGUGAGCUUCUCAGGAUCAACACUGACAGAGGAGUUAUGCUUAGUGAUGGCAAAACCAGAUUUUCCAAAAAUGGACAACCCAUUUACCACUUUGUCGGAACCUCCACAUUCAGUGAGUACACCGUUGUCCAUGCCGGAUGUGUCGCGAAGAUCAGCCCUGCUGCCCCGCUCGACAAAGUUUGCGUUGUCAGUUGCGGAUACUGCACAGGUUUUGGGGCUACUGUGAAUGUUGCAAAACCAGAGCCAAAUUCUACUGUUGCUGUCUUUGGAUUAGGAGCUGUUGGUCUUGCUGCUGCUGAAGGGGCAAGGCUUUCUGGUGCAUCUAGAAUCAUUGGGGUUGAUUUAGUUCCUGGUCGAUUUGAACAAGCUAAGAAAUUUGGGGUCACUGACUUUGUGAACCCGAAAGAUCAUGACAAACCUGUUCAACAGGUCAUUGUUGAGAUGACUAAUGGAGGAGUGGAUCGUGCUAUUGAAUGUACUGGAAACAUCCAAGCUACAAUUUCAGCAUUUGAAUGUCUUCAUGAUGGUUGGGGUGUUGCCGUGAUUGUUGGUGUGCCAACAAAGGAUGCUGAAUUCAAAACUCAUCCUAUAAACUUCAUGGAAGGGAGAACUCUUAAGGGCACAUUCUAUGGCAAUUUCAAAACCCGCUCUGAUAUUCCUUCUGUUGUGGAGAAGUACAUGAACAAGGAGCUGGAACUGGAGAAAUUCAUCACUCACUCUGUGCCAUUCUCAGAGAUCAACAAAGCAUUUGAAUACAUGCUGAAAGGGGAAGGCAUAAGGUGCCUCAUCCGCAUGAAAGAGUAAAUCAAUAAUAAUAAUUAUGAUAAUAAUAAUGUUCUCUGCUUUGAGAACAGUAUUUGUAUCUAAGGAAGCAAUGAAUAAAUUUGGCAUGUAAUGUGGUUGUUGGGUUUGUGAUGUACAAGUGUUAAGAAGUAAAGGGGUGACCUGUGACUCAUUAAUUACUUACACAUUAUGUCUUUUGCGACUUAUAAUAUAAGUGUUGUUCAGUUUUUCUU